UUUUCCCAGUAUUAGCCACCAAAAGUCAUGUCGGAGAGCAAGGAAACGGGAACAGAUGCCAAUCCUGGGCAGGAUAAGAAGCUGUCCAACGAAGCUCAUAUGGCAUUAAAGGACUUAUUGCACCAACGACUUUUGGAAUGCGGGUGGCUCAGCAAAGUUCAGAAACUAGUACGACAGACCAUUCAGGAACAUGGAGUCGAAAAUUUGAGUUUAGCUCAUUUGGCAGCAGAGGUUGUACCCGAAGCUAGAGCUUCGAUUCCCGAGGAUAUUCGUAAGGAGAUGAUAAUCCGUGUGCGCGACGCUUUGGAAUCUUCCUUGCCCCCCGAGAAGGAGUAAACUGACCGACUCCGCAUCCACGUGUUCCAAAACAAACACCAUGACAUUGUUCUUGUGGUUUAUUUAAGUAGAUAUUUACAUACUUAGGCUAUAUGUAUAUGAAUUGCGCCGUUAAACAUACAAUAUGCAUGUAAUAAAUAAACAACUUAACGGUAA
Drosophila bipectinata is the source of this 492-nucleotide messenger RNA. RefSeq names its product enhancer of yellow 2b (gene e(y)2b). Gene Ontology annotation, cellular component: nuclear pore; SAGA complex; DUBm complex. Gene Ontology annotation, molecular function: chromatin binding; transcription coactivator activity. Lineage: Eukaryota; Metazoa; Arthropoda; Insecta; Diptera; Drosophilidae. The record is from RefSeq and is a predicted model, not a curated record. Gene Ontology annotation, biological process: regulation of transcription by RNA polymerase II; positive regulation of DNA-templated transcription; poly(A)+ mRNA export from nucleus.